Penicillium maclennaniae is the source of this 1962-nucleotide messenger RNA. RefSeq names its product putative GTPase NOG1. The transcript is spliced from 5 exons. The record is from RefSeq and is a predicted model, not a curated record. Gene Ontology annotation, molecular function: RNA binding; GTPase activity; GTP binding. Gene Ontology annotation, cellular component: nucleolus. NCBI's taxonomy places the organism in Eukaryota, Fungi, Ascomycota, Eurotiomycetes, Eurotiales, Aspergillaceae. Gene Ontology annotation, biological process: ribosomal large subunit biogenesis. The coding region runs from base 1 to 1962 and encodes 653 amino acids.
AUGAAGACUACGUGGAAAGAUAUUGCGCCUGUGCCCACCCACCAGGAAUUCUUGGACAUUGUCCUGAGUCGUACUCAGCGCCAGCUGCCCACCCAGAUCCGUGCCGGCUUCAAGAUCGCCCGUAUCAGAGGCUUCUACACUCGUAAGGUCAAGUUCACCCAGGAGACCUUCUGUGACAAGUUCCAGGCCAUUCUUGAUGGCUUCCCUCGUCUGCAGGAUAUUCAUCCCUUCCACAAGGAUUUGAUGAACACUCUUUAUGAUGCCGACCAUUUCCGUAUUGCUCUCGGUCAGGUUUCAACUGCAAAGCACCUUAUCGAAACCGUCUCCCGUGAUUACGUCCGUCUUAUCAAGUAUGCUCAGUCUCUGUUCCAGUGCAAGCAGCUUAAGCGCGCUGCGCUUGGUCGCAUGGCCACCAUCUGUCGCCGUCUGAAGGACCCUCUUGUCUACCUUGAGCAGGUUCGCCAGCAUUUGGGUCGUCUCCCAUCGAUUGACCCCAACACCCGUACUCUCCUGAUUUGCGGUUACCCCAACGUCGGAAAGUCCAGCUUCCUGCGCAGCAUCACUCGCGCCGAUGUCGAUGUUCAGCCCUAUGCUUUCACCACCAAGUCCCUGUUCGUCGGUCACUUCGACUACAAGUACCUUCGCUUCCAGGCUAUCGAUACCCCCGGUAUUCUCGACCAUCCUCUGGAGGAGAUGAACACCAUUGAGAUGCAGUCCAUCACUGCCGUCGCUCACUUGCGCUCUGCUAUUUUGUAUUUCAUGGAUCUUUCCGAGCAGUGCGGUUACUCUGUUUCCGAUCAGAUCAAGCUUUACCACAGCAUCAAGCCCCUGUUCGCUAAUAAGAUUGUCUACAUUGUCGUCAACAAGAUCGAUGUGCGUCGCCCCGAGGACCUUGAUCCAGAGCAGCAGAAGGAGCUGCAGGAUAUCCUGGCUUCUGGCGAUGUCGAGAUGCUUCAGGCUUCUUGCACUACCACCGAGGGUGUGACUGCUGUUAAGAACGCUGCUUGCGACAAGCUUCUCGCCGAGCGUGUGGCACAGAAGCUCAAGUCUGGUACCAACACUUCCGGCACCCCUGGUGGCCGCCUGGGCGAUGUCCUGGCCCGUAUCCACGUUGCCAAGCCUAUGGGCGGUGUCCAGCGCGAGACCUUCAUCCCCGAGGCUGUCAAGGAGCUCAAGAAGUAUGACAAGAAUGACCCCAACCGCCGCAAGCUCGAGCGUGACCUUGAGGAGGAGAACGGUGGAGCUGGUGUCUACAGCUUUGACAUGCAGCGCGACUACACAUUGGCCAACGCCGAUUGGAAUCACGACAAGAUCCCCAAGGUGUGGAACGGCAAGAACAUCUACGACUUUGUUGACCCCGAUAUCGAGUCCAAGCUGGCUGCUCUCGAGGAAGAGGAAGAGAAGCUGGAAGCCGAUGGAUACUAUGACUCCGACGAGUCUGUUGAGGAUGCUGAGGAUGCUGAUAUUCGCAUGAAGGCAGACCUCAUCCGGGAGAAGCGUGUCUUGAUGCGCAACGAAGCCAAGAUGCGCAAGUCGCUCAAGAACCGCGCACAAAUCCCCCGCAGCGCCAAGUCCAAGAAGCUCUCCGAGAUGAACCGCGCUUUGGACUCGGCUGGCUACGAUGUGGAUGCUGCUGGCGACCGCGCCCGCUCCCAGAGCCAGGUCCGCGGACGUGCCCUUACCCGUGACGGGCCCAAUGAUGAUGACAUGGAUCUUGACGACCCCAAGCAGGCCCUUGCCCGUGCUAAGAGCCGUGCGCGCAGCGUGGCGGCUACUGAUCGUCGUAACGACGGUGUUGUCAGCGACACUGCCCGCGACAAGGCUGAGCGUAUGUUCAAGCUGGGCCAGAAGAAGAUGAACCGCAUGGCCCGACAGGGUGAGGCUGAUCGUCAUACCACCGCCUCCCUACCCAAGCACUUGUUCUCCGGCAAGCGUGGUAUGGGCAAGACCCAGCGCCGUUAA